AGAAACAUUAUAUUUAUAUAAUAAUAAAAUUACAAUAUUAUCCGAUACAAUAUCUGGUUUAACUCGUUUAAAACAUUUAGAUUUAAAUUUUAAUCCUCUAUCAUCAUUUAGUCCAAAUAUUCGACAUCUACCACAAUUACAAGGUUUAGAACUGCGUGGAUGUAAUUUAAAAACUGUACCAAAUUUUAUUACUCAACUCUAUUCGUUGACUACUUUAGAUUUAAGUGGAAAUUUAUUAUCAUCAUUACCAUUAUCAUUUAUUCAUUUACAAAAAUUACAUUGGUUACAUUUAGGUUCAAAUAAAUUUCAACAAAUACCAAGAGAAUUAUUAUUGUUAUACAAAUUAGAACAUUUAUUUAUACCUUAUAAUUUUAUAACAACACUCUCGGGUAUUGGUAUAAUAAAAACAUUGAAAUCAUUAGAUCUAACAUCAAAUUAUUUAUGUACUUUACCAGUAGAAAUAGAAAAUUUAUCUAUACUAAAUGAACUUAGUUUAAGCGAUAAUUAUUUAUCCUCUUUACCUUAUGAAUUGUUAACAAAUAUGCAAUAUAUAAAUGAUUUAUAUUUGUACAAUAAUCGAUUUUCAAAUGAAGAACAAACAAAAAUCAAAUAUCUAAUGAACAAUACUAGCGUAUAUAUCUAA
Molecule: messenger RNA, 643 nt
Organism: Didymodactylos carnosus
Lineage: Eukaryota; Metazoa; Rotifera; Eurotatoria; Philodinida; Philodinidae
Source: the annotation of a GenBank genome assembly